Loa loa (African eye worm) is the source of this 342-nucleotide messenger RNA. RefSeq lists its product as hypothetical. The record is from RefSeq and is a predicted model, not a curated record. Bases 1 to 342 code for a protein of 113 amino acids. Lineage: Eukaryota; Metazoa; Nematoda; Chromadorea; Rhabditida; Onchocercidae. The transcript is spliced from 3 exons.
AUGACGGAACGGAAAUGGGUCAAUAGGCUAUCCAAAUCGUUAAAGGGUAAACCUGAUUCACCACUCAUUUACGGAUCCACUUCUGCCUAUUUCGUUCCACCUUUUAAUAUAUCAUUCACUUUGUGGUACGGUACAGCCAUGAAUGGAAAUGGUGGAUCAAGAUAUUCGUACCACUGUGUGGAUUAUCGGGGGAUAAUGAGAGAAAUUUGGGAGCAGCGGGGGAACAGAUCUGAGAUAGCAAACAGUACCAAUGAAUUUAUUCGAGAUUUUUCAGGAAUUGAAAACAAAUUUUACCCAUUGAUCAACAGUCACAUGUCUCCACCUUCUAUACGAAUUGAAUGA